Messenger RNA from Osmia bicornis bicornis, 2116 nucleotides. Its product is annotated as neuronal calcium sensor 1-like. Lineage: Eukaryota; Metazoa; Arthropoda; Insecta; Hymenoptera; Megachilidae. The coding region runs from base 1024 to 1851 and encodes 275 amino acids. Gene Ontology annotation, molecular function: calcium ion binding. The transcript has 5 exons. The record is from RefSeq and is a predicted model, not a curated record.
UUUCAUGCUAAACAAAAGACUUAGUUGACAAGAUGUUGCGACAUACAUGUAUAUUCGGCGGUCUCGUAUUUUUACUUUCGAACUUCACACUGACUGAACAAACUGGUCGAUGACACUUCUUCCUUUAAGUUACCUUUCUUUCAAUAUUCGACCGUAAUCAUGUUAACCGGUACCGAGUGCUUUUCGUACAAACAACUGGCUAUUCGCAUGGUUCCUCUUUUCCGAAUUUACGAAAACUUUGAGCUGUUACUCACAGUAGCAAGUACACUCUCGCAAUGGAGAGAUGCUGGAUGCUUACCGCCUGUUUUAUAUACUGGCAUGGCCAUUCAGAAAAAAUGUGUUGGUCGAACAUGCAAACACGUGUAUACACGUAUCUACCUCCAAUUGUUUGAUAUAUUAUUAACAAUGCGAACUUAAGACUUCCCGGUCGGUUUCCCCGGAAUCGAAAAUAGCAAUAUUGAUCUAUUAAUUAUCAUCAUUUUGCUUCAUUUACCUAUGCAACAAUGCAUCAGGUCCUUAUGAACCCAUUGUUUGAUAGGGAUCAAAGGAAGUUUUAUAUUCAAAAGGCAUACCUUUUUUAUAUUCUAUACGCGUAGAGAUUCUUUCUCAGGAAAACACGUAGCAAAGGAUACAAUUAUAUUAUAUACAUUGAUGCGUAACAAUUGCGUUCUUACACUUGCGUGUUUUUCAUUCAUAAAAAUUAACACGAAAUUUCAGUAAAAGUUUCAUUUAGAUUCAUUUAAUAUCGCUAUUAAAUUUCUCUUAUCGCGUCAAUCAUAUAAACGGAAUCGUACUAUGUAACGCUUAAUAACAAUGUUGAUUACGAAUUACCCCAAUUCGUAAUAAUUUUAUGUCAAGGCCGUCGUUCUGAUAUUUCAAUGUUUACCCCGAGUUUAAUCUUGGCCGAAGAACAUUUUAAUUAAAAUCUAUGUAAGCGUAUAUAUGGACAUGCACGUAUAUCAAACAUGAGUUUAAUUAUCGGUAACGAGCGUAUUUGAUGCUGCAGUACGCUGCUUGCCUCCGAUGAGGCAUCAAUUAUUCCUCAAACAGAUUUUCAGCAGAUAUUCUGCAAAGAACCAACAGAAAUUUUUAACGAUCGAAACUGUGCGCGAUAUAAUGUCCGAUAGCUUCAAUAAUAAUAAGGGUAAUCAGAACAUCCAAGGUCGAGCGAGUCUCUCCUCAAGAAUGCAACGAGGUUUUAAAAAAAUGAAGAAGAGCAUUCAGAAGAUAACUGAAACUUCGACGAGUGUUCAAGCUCACUGCGUUUUCGUAGAGAACAUUCAAGACGAGGAGAAGCAAUCGCGGUACAUAGUACCGGAACGGCUCUCCUCUUUAACGCGCCAAACGGGAUUCACGAAGGACGAAAUACGAAAGCUUUAUCGUGCUUUUAAACAGCAUUGCCCGAGAGGAGCGGUAACAACGAACGAUCUGAAACCAGUUUACGCAAAAUUAUUCCCAUUGGGAGAGCCAUCUAAAUACGCGCAGAUCGUUUUUAACGCUUUCGAUAGGGACAGAGACGGAAUUGUAAGUUUCAGUGAUCUUCUCACUGAAAUAUCCUUGAUCACCAAUGGUGACACGGAUCAGAAACUUUCAUGGAUCUUCAGGUUUUACGACUUGAAUGGGGACGGUUAUAUCACGAGAAAAGAAAUGUUGGUCAUAGUGUCGGCGAUUUAUGAGAUGCUACAUAACGGGCAGACUAUUCAACGGAUGAUAGACAGACACGUGGAUAAGAUCUUCAAGAAGAUGGAUAUUGAUAAGGACGGAGUCAUAUCCCAAGAGGAAUUCAUGAGCACUUGUAAAAAUGAUUCUGCAAUCCAAAGUCAGCUGGUAAUAUUUAAUCAGUUUUGGUGAAUUGAGUGGACAAGAAAAAUUCCUUCACAGUAUUACUCUGUAUAUUCUGAGGAAUCAGAAGCUAAUAAUUAUUAUAUUCUAAAAAUUAUGAGAAAGAUGUAUAAAAUGUGGGUAAUAUAUUUACAUUUAGAAUGCAAUCAAUGUUCCAAUUCGUCAGUUGCUACGUUUCUUGUUUCCUUUCAUUUCACCCUAAUAUUGUGUAAGUCCUAUUUAUAAACUUUUAAAUUUUAGAUGCGCGCCUUGAAAAUGGUACAGCUGGUGCCAU